CCAGACUUUACUCAUGACAGACUCUGAGUUAAAUCUGAUCCUCUGAGGCAGCUGGAUCACGUUUCUCUGUGUUCAGCUACACUUCCAGGUGCCUUUGGAGAUACUUAAGCUGUUUUAAUAUGUGGUUAUUCACUCCUGCACAUCAGCACAGGAUGCUACUUGUCUGCACUAGAGGAUUAAACAAGCCUGCAUCAGUCACAGGUGCAGUUUCUCUCUUUGCUUCCUACCAUAAAACAGAUCAUCUCCUGUGCUCUGAGGACAGCAGCAGCAUCAACCCCGUGGUGAGGAGACGCCGCAGUGUGUUAAAAAGCUUCAGCAUCCAAAACAAGCCCGAUAUGUCCGAUUGGGAGAAGUCACCUGUGAGUAAAGCCAAGAGGAUCGAGAAGCCAGUGUUGCCGAAGGAAAUCCAGAAGAGAGACCAGUUUAGAGUAUCGUCUGAACUCAAGAAACUGUCUCUGGAGGACUCUGCAGAGAGGGAGCGCCGCCCACCGAGACAGAGGUCAACACCGGACAACUCCAAAUCGGACAACUAUGAGAUCCUUUUCGGCAUCGCUCCCUGCAUCCUGGCGCUCACUCAGGGUAGAAGAAAAGCUCGUAGACUGUUUGUUAAAGAUGGCGAUAGCUUAAACAGAGCUUCUGUGAUAACGGUGUGUGAGGAGGCUCAUCAGAGAGGAGUACAAAUCCAGCGGGUCAGUAAGAAGGAUCUGGAUAUAAUGUGCGCUGGGCGAGUCCAUCAAGGAGUUUGUCUGCAGGCCAGUCCGCUCAGCUAUCUCACCAAAGACUCUACACCCAAAACCGGAAGCAACACCAUCCCUCUUUGGCUUGUCUUGGAAGGAGUUCAGGACCCGAUGAAUCUCGGCGCCAUCCUUCGUUCUGCCUACUUCCUCGGUGUGGACAGAGUGGCGAGCAGUCUCCGCUCCAGCUGUCCUCUAUCUCCAGUCGUCAGCAAAGCCAGCUCAGGUGCCAUGGAGGCGAUCGGGGUCUACGGUUACGAAAACCUGGAAGAUAUGCUGAAGCUGAAGGUGUCACAGGGUUGGCAGGUGGUUGGGACCGUUGGAGCUGAAGCACCCGAGUUCCAGAUUCCCGUCACCCAGUGUUCAGACUUUAAAAUGACCAGACCCACGCUGUUGUUGAUGGGAGGCGAAGGUGAAGGAUUGUCCCAGAAGCUGCUCUCUAUGUGCCAAACGCUGCUCACCAUCCCAGCCGGCAGAGAGUUAUCCCCCGGGAUAGAGUCUCUGAACGUUUCGGUAGCUACGGCCAUCCUGCUGCACUCCCUACUGUCCUCCAGGAAGUCGACCAGAUAACGACCACCGUGAGAAAACCUGGACUCUAACCAAAGAUGGAUGGAAAUCAGCCAAAGAACUGAAUCAAUAUGAGCCCAAUUCAUGUAUAUAGUGAGAGUAAAGUGUAUGUGGGUGGCUAUGAUAUCAA
Messenger RNA from Scomber japonicus (chub mackerel), 1431 nucleotides. It is a transcript of the gene mrm1, whose product is annotated as mitochondrial rRNA methyltransferase 1 homolog (S. cerevisiae). NCBI's taxonomy places the organism in Eukaryota, Metazoa, Chordata, Actinopteri, Scombriformes, Scombridae. Gene Ontology annotation, molecular function: RNA methyltransferase activity; RNA binding. Gene Ontology annotation, biological process: rRNA methylation. The coding region runs from base 120 to 1304 and encodes 394 amino acids. The transcript has a single exon. The record is from RefSeq and is a predicted model, not a curated record. Gene Ontology annotation, cellular component: mitochondrion.